AUGAUAUUUCACAUCAUAUUUCUGCUUUUUAUAAGCUUCAAGCUUAUUUCAGCUACAUUUUACUCUGAAGAAAAUUCAACUGACGUGUUCAGUUUAUAUAAAGAAAAAUAUAAUAAGGUUUACAAAACGCCAGAUGAAGAAAAAAUCCGACUAAAGUUAUUUGUCAGAAAUUUGAACACUGUUGAAAAACUUAAUGAGGAGACGACAGAUAAUAAUGCAUUUUUUGUACUAAAUCAGUACGCAGAUUUAGACCCUGAAGAAGUUGAAGAACAAUAUGCGAUUAGAGUGAAACCCUAUAAUAAUAUUUAUAAUAUUGAAGAUACACAAAUUGUUGCGAAACAAAAAACUAAAAAUGUUGAUACCUCAGUGCUUUACAACUUGGAUAAUGCAACAGAAUUGUACAAAGAUUUUCUCCAAAAAUUUGGAAAACAAAAUCACAAGAAACAAUAUGACUAUACAGCUCAUUUUUAUCGCUUUGUCAAGACGUUAGUUAAACUGAACAAACAUAAUUUCGAUGGUAAUGGAACUUUGACUCUUGAUGAAAAAGCAAAUGUUAUUAAGGAGCCUAAUGAGUAUUUUUAC
This is a messenger RNA of Brenthis ino (lesser marbled fritillary), 582 nucleotides long. NCBI's taxonomy places the organism in Eukaryota, Metazoa, Arthropoda, Insecta, Lepidoptera, Nymphalidae. The record is from the annotation of a GenBank genome assembly.